AUGAAAAUCACGAUUGUUUCCUUUGUGCAUAGCCAACAGCAAUCUUCAACGCCUUUUGGAACCUCCAACCCAAACAAUCUCACCAUGAUUUCAUUCUGCUCCUCUGAUUCUCCAAAAGCAACUCACGGAUCUUGCAAUCCUUUCGAUGGCUCUACGGAUAUGUCCAAACAUUUUAACGUGCAUGCAUUGCCAAACAUUCGGAUUCAUACCAAGCAUCUCUCAUCGAGCAGCAAAAGGAAAGAGAAGUCUCUAAACGCAAGCUCUGUUCUCAAUAGUGGAAUUCGAAAGAAAUCAUCCUCUUCAAAGUGUUCAAACUUGAGUUUUUCCACACCACCAACUUUUGAUUCUGUAUUCCGUGUCAAUUUGUACAACAAUAGUCAACCACAAGAAAUGAUGAAGACCAGUGAAGGCAUUGAUUGUAAUCCGAAUCCUCACACGAACAAGUCAUCACAAAUGCCGAGCCCUCACUACCAUCUUUUACAACCCUGUACUGUAUGCAUGUCUCAUUCAAAAGAUGCAAAGGCUAAGAAAAUUAGAACCUCAAUUUCUAUUCAGGAGCUGCUAAACGCCUGA
Molecule: messenger RNA, 573 nt
Organism: Naegleria fowleri
Lineage: Eukaryota; Heterolobosea; Eutetramitea; Acrasida; Naegleriidae
Exons: 1
Coding region: 1-573 (190 amino acids)
Source: RefSeq, a predicted model, not a curated record